Messenger RNA from Oryzias latipes (Japanese medaka), 2003 nucleotides. The record is from RefSeq and is a predicted model, not a curated record. NCBI's taxonomy places the organism in Eukaryota, Metazoa, Chordata, Actinopteri, Beloniformes, Adrianichthyidae.
CAAAAAAAACAGCGAGCUAACCGUUUCAGCUUUGCACGGUCCAAGAUUUACCUGCUUAAAAACUAAAGAAGCUUGUAUUUUUGCCCUCUCCACCUUUUCCAGCAUUUCCACUAUGGCGGAAGGUGGUGAUGUGGAAUGGGAGCUAAGCAAAGAAAACAUUCAACCACUAAGGCGGGGAAGAGACAUAUCUGCCUUACAUCAAGCCUUAAGUCAGCAACAAGAUGGACCCACAUCAGCCAUAAACCAGCAGAGACAAACAUUUGAGUCUGAGCUACGCAUGUAUGAUGGAGACGAUCCUCUUGGUGUUUGGGAUAGAUAUAUAAAGUGGACAGAACAGACUUUCCCACAGGGGGGGAAAGAAAGUAACCUCACAACACUGUUGGAGCGAGCUGUGACCAGAUUCACUGAAGACAAAAGAUAUCACAAUGAUCCUCGCUAUGUAGACCUCUGGGUCAAAUUUGCAGAAAACUGCCCCGAGCCCCUGGACAUCUACAGGUACAUGCAAGCUCAGGGAAUAGGGGUGAUGCAGGCUUCCCUUUAUAUUGCUUGGUCUGAAGAAUAUGAAAAGCAGGGCAACUUUCGCAAAGCAGACCUCGUAUAUAAAGAAGGCUUCACCAAGAGUGCAGAGCCACAUGACAAGCUUCUCCAGUUUCACAGGGCUCUGCAGGCACGUGUGUCCCGGCAGGUAUUGAUGACUGUGCAUGAUGACAGCAGUGACGACGAGCCCCAACAACCUGAGAGAGUUUCUUUAGCUGAUCUCAAACACAGAGGAAAGAAAAAGGCAGUUGCUCCUGUCAACAGAACUGGGCCAGCAAUCAAAAGCAUUUCUGGAGGCCUGCAGUCCCGUGGUGCCCCGGUUCUCGGCAAUGUUUCGAACAGUCGAGUGGUGAUCUUUGACGAGAACAAAAACCAGAGCGCCGACUCGUCAGAAUUCACCGGCUCAUCAGAACUUGAGCGGGAUCCUUGGUCGGCUCUUCCUACAUCAAGAGCAAAAGAGAAUGAGCAGAAGCCUGAAAGAUGGUGUGAUGUUAAGGUACGGCAGAAAACAAAAUUUGGACAUGCAGUUAUGGCUCCUCCGCCUCCCAAACCAAACUUUCAACCAUUUGUUGAGGAGUCAACCCAGCCUCCAGUAAUGACCCCGUGUAAGAUCAACCCAGCAGUGAACACAGUUCUGUCGGCGCGUAAGCCAAGCAAAGAAGAAACUCCUUUGAAAAGACUGCAGGACCAUCAGCAGCUCCAAAAAGAAGCAGAAGUGGGGAAAGUGCAGGAGCAGAGCAUGUACUGUAAAGAGCUGCUGCUCAGGGGCGCCACAGAGUUCUGCUUCGAGGAGCUGCGCGCUGAACGAUACUUCAUGAAGAUAUUUCAACACUCGCAAAGUGCCAAACAGGAAACAGACCAAGCUUCAGCUUGAUUCACACUUUUACAAAGACUUUAUAUCAUGUGACCACUUCAUGUUUUUGUGUUUAAUUUUUCUGAGUUUUUUUUUUUUGUCUUUUAAGAAUGUUAAUUUCUUUACACGGUUUAAAGAUCUUUAAACUGCUCUUUAUAGUUGUGCUUGUUUUAAAAACGCAGUGAGAAGAAACUCCUGCUUUAUUUUUUUUGGCAUAAAAUCCCAGAAUGGUCAACUGAAUAUAUUGUCAAAUACACAAACAGUUUUAAAUAUGUAAAUAGUGUUUUAUAUAAGCUUUUUUUUGUUUUUAUAGGUGUUUGGCUAUGUUUUUUUUUUGUUUUUGUUUAACAGAGUUUUCUGUUGCAACUUCUUGUCUUCACAAAAAAAUUCCAGUUUUCAUCUUUAUGUGUUUCCCUUUAUUGCUUUGUUCUCUAAAACUGCUUAUCAGAUAUGCUGUUUACUUUUACAGCUUUUAUCAUUCAGUUUUGCUUUUCAUAUAUAUAUAUAUAUAUAUAUAUAUACCGCUUAUGGUAGUAAGAAUGUAUUCAGUUUUUUGGUCGUAGAUUCUGAAUUAAUGUUCCUUUCAUGCCUAAUAAACCUUCUAAGCACCUCA